UGUCAGCUGAUUUUAAUUUGCGUUGGACGCUCGUAUCGGGAGUGUGUUUUUGUUAAUUUUUAUUAGUUUUACAUUUUAGUAUCUACAUUUUAAUGAAAUUUUAUCUAACCACAAAGUGUAAACAAUCUCAUAGUGUGUUUGGUAUAAAAUUUGAUACGACAUUAGUGUUUUGAAUACUGUUUGUGUUAUGCGGUUUACUUUCAUUUUUUUACAAGGAAUUAUGAAGUAAACAAAUAAAGGGAGGUGUUUUAUAAUACAAUUUAUUGAGCAGCAGGCGGCGCCAGCAUCCCAUACGCAGAAGGAAGUGAAGCAGAAAUCCAAGAUGGCGUCGGCUACACGGCGGAGCGCCUUCUUCAUGGUGUUUGGCGCGCUGGGAGUCGUGCUGGGCGCUAUCGCUGUAGUCUUCUGGCCCGCGCUUUUCUUUGAACAGCUUAAAAAUAUGAUGGUCCUGACGCCCACCUCGACAUCAUUCAACAUCUGGCGCUCGCCGCCCAUCCCGAUGUACCUGGAGUGCUUCAUGUGGAACAUCACCAAUGUGGACGAGAUCCUCGCCAACAAGGACGCCCAGCUCAAGGUCACGCAGCUGGGGCCCUACGUCUACCGGGAGGAGCAUGAGAAGGUUAACCUGACGUGGAACAGCAAUAACACGGUGACGUUCUACAACAAGCGCGUGUGGCACUUCGUCCCGGAGAUGUCCAAUGGGAGCCUCUCAGACAACAUCACCAGCAUCAACCCUAUCGUAGCGACGGUGGCGUACACCCUCCGUCACCAAGGCGAGUUCACGAAGAUCACAGUGAACGCGUUCCUGCGAGCCAUCCACGAGACCCUCUUCCUGACGGCCAACGUGUCUUCGUGGCUGUUCGACGGCAUAGAGGACCCCGUGCUCAACAUCGCCAGCCACUUCCCCAACCUGCCCAUCGUCAUACCCUACGACAAGUUCGGCUGGUUCUAUGAGCGCAACAAGUCGAUAACCUUCGAUGGCGUGUUCCUGAUGAACACGGGGGCCGAAGACUUCAGCCAGCUCGGCAACAUCGAGAAGUGGCAGCACUCGAACCGCACGCAGUACCGCGACCACUGCGGGACCGUGCAGGGCUCCACCGGCGAGCUGUGGGCGCCCGAGAUCGGACAGCCCGAGGUGAUCAUCUUCGCGCCCGAUAUAUGCACGUACAUGAUACUGGCCAAGAACCGCUCAGUGGUUGUGGAAAACAUCGAGGGGGUGGAGUACGCGGCAAAUAGCUCCAUAUUUGACAACGGACAUCGAUACCCGCAUAUGGCAUGUUAUUGCGACAAGGUCCGCGACGAGAACUGCCUGCCUCCGGGCGCGCUCAACGUGUCCGAGUGUCGUUUCGGAGCGCCCGCGUUCGUCUCGCUCCCACACUUCCUCGGCGCAGACCCGCACUACCCCAGCAAGAUACAGGGGCUUGAUCCAAAGCCCGAGCACAACUUCCGCCUCGCCCUGGAGAUGUUCACGGGCAUGCCUCUAUCGGUGUCCGCGCAGCUGCAGAUCAACCUGCUAGUCAGACAUGUGUCAGGCUUUACGGUGAACAACCAGCUGCCGGACGCGGACACGCUGGUGCCCAUGUUCUGGUUUCGGCAGGAGGUGCUGGUGACGCCCGAGUACGCGCGGCUGGCUCGCUUCGCGCUCAACCUGCGAUACGGGGUGCCCUACGGACUCUACGCGCUCACUGCAAUCGGCAUAGCGCUGCUCGUAACAGGUAUAGUGAUACUAGUGAAGAAGCUGAUGCAUUCACCUGACACCGCGCCAAUACUAGAGCAGGACAACUCUAGCCAUUGACGUGGGAAGACCACGGGGUAGCGACACCAUAGGGGCCUUUAUUCAUAGUUGUUUCAAAAGUAACGACGUGGAUAACCAAUAAACAUCCACAUGAAUAUGAACGCGAAAGUAACUGUCUGUCUGUUACCUUUUCACGUUCCCCUGAACCGAUUUAGAUUAAAUUUUAUAUAGAGAGCAUUGGAUAGUUUUUACCCCAGACAUCACGUUUCACGCGCGAUUACCGAAUAACGUAACAUUAUAGCUUAUAUACAUGCAAUCAACCGGAGGCGGUAUGGAGCAUACUCCACCACGCUGCUCCGCUGCGAGGCAUUUGGGAGUUACAAAUGAUCAUAGAAGAAUAAAAAUCUAACAGACAGAUGACAUUCGCUUUCCUGUUACAUGCUAAGAAAAUAAGAUAGAUACAAAAAGAAAGUAUAAAAACAUUGAACCAAUUUCCGUCUUUCUGUAUACUUACUUUUGAAACAACCUUAAUGAUAAUUAUGCUAAGUGUGAUGAUAUAUAUACAAGCUUUAAUUAAUUAAAUAGACAUCACAUCAACAUUGAAAAUAUCAAUUUUACACGCGUCUAGUGUUUCAAAAACGUUAAUUUUAUUUAAUAGAAUGCCCAAUAGAAAAGAAGAAUUCUGUAAAGUAAAAUAUAGUUAGUUGGUGAAGUGUGGGUCUAUCAAAUGAAAUUAAAAAUACUUUAUUGCACACAAACAUUUAUAAAACUUACAGUACUACAUAUGCUUCUGCCUACCCCGUCAAGCUGUUGCUGUGUUAUGUUAAAAUAAAAUAAAAAUUCACCCAACUGGGCACCCACAGGCCUGUUGUCAUAAACGUUGUACCGGGUGAGAGAGAGCCUUCAGCGCUCCCCAUUUAUCCGGCCAAGUAGUUAAUGCCAUCUGCGGCAAAUCUACAAUAAGUCACGUCAAAAAAAAAGUUAAAAUAAAAAAAUAAUACUAACAGGGUCUGGCAGAUUUUUGGAAACUUUUAACGAAGUAAAUAUAUUUUUAACAUUUAAUACCUAAUUGCUUUCAAAAAGUUUUAAAAUAAAUAAAUAAAAGACAUUUUAUAGAACACAUUAUUGUAAUAUUGAGGAACAAGGAUUUAGUCACGUUGUCAUAAUAUGAACUAACGCAACGUCCUAUGAAAACGUCAUUUUUGACAGUUGUUAUAAAUGGAGAAUAUAUGGCAGGGUUGCCAGACCCGAAUUCCCCCAUUUCCUAAAACUACAAAAGAUUAUAUUACAGAAAAAAUAUACCGCCGUAUAAAACAAACAUCCCCGAAGUUGCCAAGUACCACGUCAGACAUUUUUAGAACUGAUCCUGAAUUGGCUGAAAGAAUAAAAAAAAAACAUCGGGAAAUAAUCCCCCAUGUUUUUCCCAUCGUACAUAUUUCCCUAAAACCCCAACAAGAUAUUUUUUCCGAAAUUGAGAAAAACAACCCAAUCUGGCAACCCUGAUAUAUGGAGAUGCCACAAGAUCCUUGUUGACCUCUGUAU
Molecule: messenger RNA, 3277 nt
Organism: Pectinophora gossypiella (pink bollworm)
Lineage: Eukaryota; Metazoa; Arthropoda; Insecta; Lepidoptera; Gelechiidae
Gene: SCRB3
Product: protein croquemort-like
Exons: 11
Coding region: 323-1795 (490 amino acids)
Cellular component (GO): membrane; cytoplasm
Molecular function (GO): scavenger receptor activity
Source: RefSeq, a predicted model, not a curated record